Molecule: messenger RNA, 2724 nt
Organism: Oncorhynchus tshawytscha (Chinook salmon)
Lineage: Eukaryota; Metazoa; Chordata; Actinopteri; Salmoniformes; Salmonidae
Product: D(1) dopamine receptor-like
Exons: 1
Coding region: 48-1226 (392 amino acids)
Biological process (GO): adenylate cyclase-activating adrenergic receptor signaling pathway
Cellular component (GO): membrane
Molecular function (GO): G protein-coupled receptor activity
Source: RefSeq, a predicted model, not a curated record
CCACACACACAAAUCGUCCCUCCCCCACCACCUCCCUCCCACCGACGAUGGAUCUUACGAAUGACACCACGGUCAUCACAGACAGCGACUUAUUGGAUGACUCCUCAACCCGCAUCCUGACUGGCUUUUUCCUCUCGCUGCUCAUCCUCUCCACGUUGGUCGGCAACGUCCUUGUGUGUGCCGCCGUCACCAAGUGCCGUCACCUGCGUUCCAAAGUCACCAACUUCUUUGUGAUCUCGUUGGCCGUCUCCGACCUCCUGGUCGCUGUCCUGGUGAUGCCGUGGAAGGCCGUGACGGAGGUCGCAGGUUUCUGGCCGUUUGGCUCGUUCUGCGACACUUGGGUGGCGUUUGACAUCAUGUGCUCCACGGCAUCCAUCUUGAACCUGUGUGUGAUCAGCGUGGACCGUUACUGGGCAAUAUCCAGCCCGUUCCGCUAUGAGAGGAACAUGACUCCUAAAGUGGCGUUUGUGAUGAUCAGCGUGGCCUGGACGCUCUCCGUCCUCAUCUCCUUCAUCCCCGUCCAGCUCAGCUGGCACAAAGCCCAGACCUUUACCUCUACCUCCAUCACUACCUCCACAACCACCCCCUACGGCCUCCAGGCCCCCCCAGACUCCUCUAACCCUGUUGGGGAUAACAACACACAUCAGGCGCCCCGGGACUGGGACAACUGUCACUUCAGCCUGAACCGGACCUACGCCAUCUCUACCUCUCUGAUCAGCUUCUAUAUCCCAGUGAUCAUCAUGGUGGUCACCUACACCCAGAUCUACCGCAUCGCCCACCGUCAGAUCAGAUGCAUCUCCACCCUAGAACGAGCCGCAGAGAGUGCCAAGAACCGACACAACAGCAUGGGAGAAGGCGGCGGAGAAUCCAGCAUCUCCGAAUCGGAGAGCUCGUUCAAGAUGACGUUCAAACGGGAGACAAAGGUCCUGAAGACGCUGACUCUGAUCGUGGGCGUGUUCGUGUGCUGCUGGCUGCCCUUCUUCAUCCUGAACUGCAUGGUGCCGUUCUGUGAGCCGUCACCCCGCGGUGCCACGGCCUCCUUCACCUGUAUCAGCCCCACUAUGUUUGAUGUGUUUGUGUGGUUCGGGUGGGCCAACUCUUCCAUCAACCCCAUCAUAUACGCCUUCAACCCAGACUUCCGCAAAGCAUUCUCUAUCCUCCUGGGCUGCCACAGAUUCUGUCCCGGAGAUCACGGCAUGGGCACGUUCAGUCUCAAUAAGAAGUGAGCUCAGAGCCUCAGAAUUCCCAGUGGUAGUAAUAAAAAACAUACAUGGAAAACAUCUGCUGAGACACUGGUCUCAGAAGAGGACCUACAGUACCAGCUGUCAUGAACGUCAGAGAACUAUAGCAUGCCAUCGUCUGGUGCAUUGUAUUGCCAUAAGCAAGCAGAGUAAGCACUACAACCUUGGUGUAAAAGGUUUGUUGUUGUCAUUGAGGGUGCCGCCACCUUGUGCAGUGUCCCUGGGCAUAACAUACAGUAUGAUCUGAAAUGGCACUGCAAUAAGAGUCGAGUGACCCUUUGCAGUGUCCCUGACUGUGCAGUGAGUGCAGUACAUUUAGUGACACAUUGUCUCUGUGGAGUAGAUACUACAGUGAGUCAGGGCCCCAGACUCUGACCCAGUGAUGCUUUAUUGUGAAUUUUACAGAAUGUUAAAAAGAGGUCACUUUAUUACAAACGUUUUGAGAUGUAAUACAGUACUUCAAGAAAAUAUAUUAUUCUUUACAAUGUGUUCUCUUGCAAACAGUAACUUUGAUUGUGUUUUUGUUAAAGUCCAUACCAAUACUGCCAUUGUUUUAAUUGAUGGGGAACACCAAAUGACGGUUAACUGAAUAAUCUUUCUAAUGAUGGUAAUGAAAUUCAGAAAGCUUAAGGCUAUUUCAUAACAAACAUCAAUUUAAUUUGGACUGCCAUUUUAAAUCCCUCUCCAAAGUGUUUUACCUUAUUAAUGAGCUACUCAUCUUGCCUUGUGUCUGUGGCUUUUCCAAAGCAAUGCCAGGUGUCCCAACAAGCUCUCAUAGUCUCACUGCAGAAUGAGACGUUCAGCCACAUUCUCCAAACGUCAAAUUUCGAAGUGUUUUUCCUGCUCCUGCUGCUUUGUAUCAUUCCAUUUCUCCAAACGUCAACUUUCGAAGUUAAGGGUUAAGUUUAAGCACUAAUUUGGAAUGGUUAAUGAUUAAGGUUUUGGAUAGGGUUCAGACAUUAAGUUUAGGCACUCAUUCUGAAUGGUUAACGUAAGGGUUAAGGUUUUGGAUAGGGUGCAAACAUUAAGUUUAGACACUAACAUGCUGACCAGAACGCUCAAGCCAUCGCACGCAUGCUGAUUUUGUCCACCCACACCAGACGCGAUCAGGACAUGCAGGUUGAAAUAUCAAAACGAACUCUGAACCAACUACAUUAAUUUGGGAACAGGUCGAAAAGCAUUAAACAUUUAUGGCAAUUUAGAUAGCUAGCUAGCUUGCUGUUGCUAGUGAAUUUGUCCUGGUAUAUAAUCAUUAAGGAUGGGUAUCGUUAAGAUUUUAACGGUAUUACUACUCUUAGCGAUACUGCUUAUCGAUCUGGUACUUUAACGGUAUUCUUAUCGGUUAUUUUUUUAUGAAAAAAAACCCGAAACAAAUUAAGAACAGAAUUAACAUUUGCCUUAUUUUCAAAAUGUAAACAAUUAUUUACAGCAAAAGAAACAGCAAUAGUUUUCAACCCCUCCCUAACCCGGACGACGCUAGAGC